Molecule: messenger RNA, 503 nt
Organism: Malaclemys terrapin pileata
Lineage: Eukaryota; Metazoa; Chordata; Testudines; Emydidae
Product: ubiquitin carboxyl-terminal hydrolase isozyme L3-like
Exons: 5
Coding region: 1-360 (119 amino acids)
Biological process (GO): ubiquitin-dependent protein catabolic process; protein deubiquitination
Cellular component (GO): cytoplasm
Molecular function (GO): cysteine-type deubiquitinase activity
Source: RefSeq, a predicted model, not a curated record
AUGGCUUACAUGAGUCCCUCUGACAAGUCCCCAGCUCAGGUCAAACAUAACCAUGUAGAUCCUGCACAGGCUACCAAUCCAUCAAUCCGUCUUCAUUGUUGGCAGCCAUUGAUACGCCUUCCUGUUGGGCUCCGUUCUGUUGCACCAAGCAUAGAUGAAAAAGUAGAUCUUCACUUUAUUGCGUUAGUUAACGUAGGCGGUCAUCUCUAUGAAUUAGAUGGGCGCAAACCUUUUCCAAUAAACCAUGGACAAACUAGUGAUGACACUUUUUUAGAGGCUGCAGUAGAAGUUUGCAAGAAGUUCAUGGAACGUGACCCAGAAGAAUUAAGAUUUAAUGCAAUUGCUCUGUCUGCAGCUUAAUUAUCCCAUUUGGAAAAGCUGCACCACUAAUAUAUUGUAACAAAAUAAAAAUAUUGCCAUAUAUUAUGUAUGACUUUUGAUACUUUCACUAACAUGUUGAUGAAUUUGAGCAUAUGGUGGAUUAAAUCUUGAAUUAGUCUUUA